Molecule: messenger RNA, 1917 nt
Organism: Cylicocyclus nassatus
Lineage: Eukaryota; Metazoa; Nematoda; Chromadorea; Rhabditida; Strongylidae
Source: the annotation of a GenBank genome assembly
GCAGCAUUGCUGAUAGCUUGGUCUGGCACGUGGUAGAGCGCUUACAAUUCUGUCUACAAAUUAUUACGAGUUCUACAGUUUAUCAAUGAAGUAGAUCUGACUGUCGAUAUUCUAUUGGAAAAAAUAUAUUAUAAGCCAUGGCCGUACUACGGUUACUAGUGCUAGUGGCCGUCUCUACGCAGUUGUCAUAUGCACAACUUGGCAGCCAAGCUGAGAAUGCGGACAACUCGGGAACAAAAAUUGUACAACCACGAGCCAUAGAGUCGUCGGACGACGAGACCCAACAAAGUGGCGGGAAGUUUAGUUUAUAUGUGGGAACGAUUAAUGGCGUACGCAGAGAGAUCUUCAAUGAGGUGGAAGGCGAAGGAAUGCACGAACCUGAUAAUCAACCAAACCCAGCCGAUCCUUGGGGAGCUUACGAUGACAAUACAAUCAUAGAGACUGAAGCUGAAAAGAAUUUAUUUGUCCCGAAGCCAUAUCGACCAAGCAGCAAGGAAAAGACAACAACCACUACUCAGAGUCCAUCCACACAACCGCCUACAACUAUCCGCACAAUACCUUUCGUGCAAACAACAGCAGCACCCCGACAACCAGUCACUCCUGUUGUACAUCAGCCAAGUUUCGGACGUCAGGAACUUCCUCAGACGCCUCCACGGCUCUUUGUUCCUUCGACCAGACCUCCUCAGCCAUUCACACCUCAGCCACAGUUCCCAGAUCAACAGUCACGACCUGCACUACCUCCACAGCCUCCCCAGACCUUCAGACCAAGGACUAGACGUCCGCCCUUCCAACCACCAACUCCAUCUCCAUUCCAACAACCACAUGCACCUCAGCGACCGUUCCAGCAGUUCCGCCCUCAACCAACUCCACCACAAGCGCCACCAACUACGCAAGCCCCACAGCUGCCAUUUGCUACCCAGCAAAAUUUGCGAACUGGAGUAUGCCCUCUCUCGAUCUUUUACAUCUCAACACCCAUCAAUGGUCCCACAAGGCUGUCCUUUACUCACUUUGCGAUCGCUGUCACAGUGGAUCAGUGCGCACGAACAUGUCACGAAUUCAAUUGCGCGAUCGCCCAUUACAAUCCAAGCAAUGGACAUUGCGAAUUUAAUCCAUCAACAGCCUUUGCAAUCAGAAAUGGACAGUGCCCUGCUUGGCCAAGUCUUCAUUAUAGGAACAACGUUGUUGCUAGUGAACCAGUGAGAAUCUUUUGCGUCACUUGCCAAAGACCACGAAGACGGCAAAAUCGCCCAAGAACCAGCUUAAAUUCUCGCACUCCAGUCAUUCACGGUGUUCUUGUACGGCAACCCAAAGCAGUCGCACUCGGAGUUUCACAAUUCUCUCUUGGUUCAUCCGCAGACUCAAAGCGUGAGGUAGUUGGUGUUUCACCGAUACAGUUCGAAGAUGGAGGUGACGAACAGCUGGAACCCCAAACAAGAUCACAUGGCAGGAACAGAGCCUAUGGAGCAAGUAUAAACGUCCGAAGCAACGAACGUGAAUUGCGAUCGUUAGAACAGCAAUAACAUUAGCCACCUACCCCCCAGCAAACUCAAUGACGCCUCGCCUAGUAAUCUCUAACUCGUAGUAGAACCGCGUAGAAUCCAGUAUUUCCACCUUCAGCAUUGCCCCUUCUACGUUGUCGCACUAUUCAUAAGUUAUGCUUCAUUGAUUUUGUGGUUUUCCUCUCUUCUCCCGUUCGUUAUAGUCAUCAAACGUGACGCCUUUCAAAGGGGCGACAGUCAUGAGAGCAAAGUCUCGUUUGAUUCCUUGAACCCAGAGCAAUUUAUAUAAUUUUCUUUUUGUUUCAGUAAUUGUUUGAUAACAUCGAAUGCUCAACACAUAUUGGAUUGGUUAUUAUAAUAACGUGAAAGUCUUGUACAUGUCACAUACUGAUGAUUGCGAUUAAAUAUUGUAAAGAAA